AUGACCGUUGGCAAGCGAAUUCAAUCCGGUUCCCCUGAAAACAUGUCACAUUAGAAAAUGUAGAAGAUUGCAUAAUGCCUGUCAAUGUGAAGUACCUUACCCAAUUCGACCUCAUUUACAAAGCAGCUGUACUGGGGUUACCUGCAGUGAUAUUUUCAAGCGGGGGUCUCGAGUAUCACAACACAUCUACAUAUGGCGUUGAUAUCAGCGACUGUUCGAGCAUCAGUUUCACAGUAAAGACCUGUGAGGACGGCUACAUCCUAUUAGGAGACGGUAGCAGUACGGGGUCUUAUGAAAUUGCCCUUGGAGGGUGGGACAACACGAAGAGUGCCAUUCGAGAAUGUGGAGGGUGUGAGGGCGAAGAGGAACAGACUCCUCAGCUGAUGGACUGUGAUUCGUACACGAAACUGUGGCUCGCCUGGUCUGCAGAGAAGGUUUCUCUUGGAAGAGGAAUCGUAAAGGGUGAAGAUGUACUAGUCAGCCGAGACAUAUCUACCGUACACAGGGUAACAACCAUGAGCGUCUCUGCACUUGUUUACAAUGCGACGUAUACAUUUGGUGCAAUGCAUGACGUCUUGUACAAGCUCGUCGGGGAAAAUGUCAAGUUUGAGAACGGUUUUCUUGAUGAAACACCAACAAGCCUACUGGACUGUGGGCGUCUCUGCAAAGCGCAUGCGCUGUGUGGGAUGUUCAGCUUCAACAGCGCCAAUGAAGCAUGCGCCCUCUUCGAUAGGAUGGCAUCACAGCUGAGUCAGAAUCCUCAACCUCAGUGGCACUCUUGGGUGGUGAAAUACUGCUAGAUUCACAGUUUACCUCGCCGUGUUCUGAUUUGACAAACAUUGUCGAUAGUGCUGGAUUUGCAGUCAUAUAUGCGAAGAAAAACCCUUGAU
This is a messenger RNA of Haliotis rubra (blacklip abalone), 890 nucleotides long. RefSeq lists its product as uncharacterized. The transcript is spliced from 4 exons. NCBI's taxonomy places the organism in Eukaryota, Metazoa, Mollusca, Gastropoda, Lepetellida, Haliotidae. The record is from RefSeq and is a predicted model, not a curated record. Bases 75 to 800 code for a protein of 241 amino acids.